AUGACGCGGAUCACCAAGUUAUGCGCUCUUUUACUCUCCAGUACAGGUCUUCUGGCCGCUGCCCAGAACCAGACGGAAACUGGAUGGCCGCUUUACGAUGACGGUCUGACCACAGACAUCCAGUGGGAUCAUUACAGUUUCAAGGUCCAUGGUGAGAGGAUCUUUGUCUUCUCCGGUGAAUUCCAUUACUGGCGCAUCCCAGUACCUGGCCUAUGGAGGGAUAUCCUUGAGAAGAUCAAAGCUGCAGGCUUUACGACUUUUUCAAUCUACUCGAGCUGGGCGUGGCAUGCCCCGAAUAAUCACACGGUCGACUUCUCCACCGGUGCCCGCGACAUCACACCAAUCUUCGAACUCGCAAAGGAGCUUGGGAUGUAUAUUAUCGUUCGCCCGGGUCCCUACAUAAAUGCAGAAGCCAGUGCGGGUGGCUUUCCUCUGUGGCUGACGACUGGCGACUAUGGAACGUUGCGCAACAACGAUUCGCGAUACACGGAAGCAUGGAAGCCAUACUUCGAGAAAAUGACGGAGAUCACUAGUCGCUACCAGGUUACGAAUGGCCAAAAUACGUUCUGCUACCAGAUCGAGAACGAGUAUGGCGAUCAAUGGCUCAGUGAUCCCAGCGAAAGGGUUCCUAACGAGACAGCCAUCGCCUACAUGGAGCUUCUUGAAAGCAGCGCUCGCGAGAAUGGCAUUCUCGUACCGUUCACCGCAAAUGAUCCCAAUAUGAAUGCCAUGGCUUGGAGUCGCGAUUGGUCCAACGCUGGAGGCAAUGUCGAUGUUGUGGGCUUGGACUCCUAUCCUUCAUGCUGGACUUGCGAUGUCAGCCAGUGUACAUCCACCAAUGGCGAGUAUGUAGCCUACCAGGUUGUCGAAUACUAUGACUAUUUCCUCGACUUUUCGCCGACAAUGCCGUCGUUCAUGCCUGAGUUCCAGGGCGGCUCGUACAACCCCUGGGCUGGACCUGAAGGUGGCUGCGGCGACGAUACUGGAGUGGACUUUGUCAAUCUAUUCUACCGGUGGAACAUCGCCCAGAGAGUCACAGCCAUGAGUCUUUACAUGUUGUAUGGAGGAACGAAUUGGGGAGCGAUUGCUGCGCCUGUCACAGCCACUAGCUACGACUACUCCUCUCCUAUCUCCGAAGACCGAUCCAUCUCGUCCAAGUACUAUGAGACCAAGCUGCUUUCCUUGUUUACGCGCAGUGCACGAGAUCUGACAAUGACCGACCUCAUCGGUAACGGAACGCAAUACACCAACAACACUGCUGUCAAAGCAUACGAACUGCGGAACCCUACAACCAACGCUGGAUUCUACGUCACGCUUCACGAGGACUCAACUGUCGGCACAAACGAGGCGUUCAGCCUGCGCGUCAACACGUCAGCGGGCAACCUCAUCGUUCCCAGACUUGGAGGCUCAAUCCGUCUCGACGGCCAUCAAUCUAAGAUCAUCGUUACCGACUUCACCUUCGGGUCGGAGACCCUUCUGUAUUCUACUGCCGAAGUCCUCACUUACGCCGUCUUGGACAAGAAGCCCACCCUCGUCCUUUGGGUUCCGACAGGCGAGUCUGGAGAAUUCGCAGUGAAGGGCGCAAAAUCCGGGUCUGUUGUGUCAAAGUGUCAAGACUGCUCAGCGAUCAACUUCCACCAACAAGGAGGUAACCUUGUCGUCGGAUUUACUCAGGCCCAGGGAAUGAGUGUCGUUCAGAUCGACAACGACAUUCGGGUGAUCCUACUAGACAGGACCGCAGCAUACGAGUUCUGGGCCCCUGCUCUAACAGAGGACCCUCUUGUUCCGGAGGACGAAGCGGUUCUCAUCCAAGGCCCAUAUCUUGUUCGCUCCGCUAGUCUGGAGAAAUCAACUCUUGCAAUCAAGGGCGACUCCAUCAACGAAACAGCUGUGGAAAUCUUCGCGCCUAAGGAUGUCAAAACCGUCACAUGGAACGGCAAGCAACUAAAGACAUCCAAGUCCUCCUACGGUAGCCUCAAGGCCACUAUCGCUGCGCCUGUAUCUAUUCAACUGCCAGCUUUCACUUCCUGGAAAGUCAACGACAGCCUGCCGGAGCGACUUCCGACAUACGAUGCCUCCGGUCCGGCGUGGGUUGAUGCAAACCACAUGACAACCGCCAACCCCAGCAAACCCGCCACACUGCCCGUCCUCUACGCUGACGAAUACGGCUUCCACAACGGCGUCCGUCUCUGGCGCGGCUACUUCAACGGCAGCGCCAGCGGAGUCUUCCUGAACGUCCAAGGAGGCAGCGCAUUCGGUUUCUCCGCCUACCUAAACGGCCACUUCCUAGGCUCCUAUCUGGGCAACGCCUCCAUCGAACAAGCCAACCAAACCUUCGUCUUCCCAACCAACAUCACCCACCAAGCCACCCAAAACACCCUCCUAAUAAUCCACGACGACACCGGCCACGACGAAACCACCGGCGCCCUCAACCCACGCGGCAUUCUCGAAGCGCGCCUCCUCCCCUCCGACAACACCACGUCCCCCGAAUUCACCCACUGGCGCCUCGCCGGCACCGCCGGCGGCGAAUCCAACCUCGACCCGGUCCGCGGUGCCUGGAACGAAGACGGGCUCUACGCAGAGCGAGUCGGAUGGCAUCUGCCCGGGUUCGACGACAGCACAUGGCCCAGUGUAUCAUCAUCAAGUCUAUCCUUCACCGGCGCAACAGUAAAAUUCUUCCGCACCACCAUCCCCCUCAACAUCCCACGAGGCCUAGACGUCUCCAUCUCAUUCGUACUGGGCACACCUAACAACGCACCGAAUGCGUACCGCGCGCAGUUAUUCGUGAACGGAUACCAGUACGGACGGUUCAAUCCGUACAUUGGCAACCAGGUGGUGUUCCCGGUUCCCGUGGGGGUGUUGGAUUACAGUGGGGAGAAUACGAUUGGGGUGGCGGUGUGGGCGCAGACGGAGGAUGGGGCGGAAAUUACGGUCGAUUGGAAGGUGAAUUAUGUGGCGGAUAGUUCGUUGGAUGUGGCUGGGUUGGAGACUGAGGGGUUGAGACCGGGGUGGAGUGUGGAGAGGUUGAAGUUUGCUUGA
This is a messenger RNA of Aspergillus tubingensis, 3039 nucleotides long. RefSeq names its product glycoside hydrolase family 35 protein. Gene Ontology annotation, biological process: carbohydrate metabolic process. Gene Ontology annotation, cellular component: vacuole. The transcript is spliced from 6 exons. The coding region runs from base 1 to 3039 and encodes 1012 amino acids. Lineage: Eukaryota; Fungi; Ascomycota; Eurotiomycetes; Eurotiales; Aspergillaceae. Gene Ontology annotation, molecular function: beta-galactosidase activity. The record is from RefSeq and is a predicted model, not a curated record.